GGGGCGGGAGGCGGAGCGAAGGCGUAGGGGCGGCGUCACCGCGGGCUUGGGGCGGCCGGCGGCUAGCGGAGGCGGCCGAGUCGGUGGUCCUGGCGUGAUGGCUGCUUCGGUGUUCUGCUGCCUGCGGUGCUGCAGGGACGGCGGGACGGGACACAUCCCUCUGAAGGAGAUGCCGGCGGUGCAGCUGGACACGCAGCACAUGGGAACAGAUGUUGUCAUUGUAAAAAAUGGAAGAAGAAUAUGUGGAACAGGAGGUUGUUUAGCCAGUGCCCCUUUACAUCAAAACAAAAGCUACUUUGAAUUCAAAAUCCAGUCCACAGGAAUAUGGGGUAUUGGCGUCGCAACUCAGAAAGUUAACUUGAAUCAGAUUCCUCUUGGCCGAGAUGCCCACAGUCUGGUGAUGAGGAAUGAUGGAGCCCUAUACCACAACAACGAGGAGAAAAACAGGCUGCCAGCAAACAGCCUCCCACAGGAGGGAGACGUGGUGGGUAUUACAUAUGACCAUGUAGAAUUAAAUGUAUAUUUGAAUGGAAAAAAUAUGCAUUGUCCAGCAUCAGGUAUACGAGGGACAGUGUAUCCGGUUGUUUAUGUUGAUGACAGUGCAAUUUUGGAUUGCCAGUUCAGUGAAUUUUAUCACACUCCUCCACCUGGUUUUGAAAAAAUAUUAUUUGAACAGCAGAUCUUCUGAGUGUAUUUGUUUUUGAAACUUGUGUUUCUGCACUUUUAAAAGUGUUUACCGUUUAAUAAAGCUUUACCUGACCUGUA
Molecule: messenger RNA, 765 nt
Organism: Prionailurus viverrinus (fishing cat)
Lineage: Eukaryota; Metazoa; Chordata; Mammalia; Carnivora; Felidae
Gene: SPRYD7
Product: SPRY domain containing 7
Exons: 5
Coding region: 98-688 (196 amino acids)
Molecular function (GO): protein binding
Source: RefSeq, a predicted model, not a curated record